AUUUUCCUACAUUGCGCUGGUAGGCUUCUGUUAUCACACAGGUGACUUCCCUUCAUCCCAUCUUUUAAAUACUUUUACACCUGUAGAUCUUCACCUUUCUCUAAGCUCUUCUACCUAGAUUCUUAAGCCUGGACUUUUCCUACCAUCUAUCUAGCUCUUUGGUUUUCUCCCUCUCCUUCAAUUCAACAACAUGAGUGUGGACCCAGCUUGUCCCCAAAGCCUGCGUGGCCCCGAAGCAUCCAAUUCUAGGGAAUCUUCACCAAUGCCUGAGAUUUAUGGGCCUGAAGAAAAUUAUGUGUCCUUGCAAAUGUCAUCUGCUGAGACCCACGACAUGGAGACUGUCUCUCCUCUUCCUUCCUUCUCCAUGGAUCUGCUUAUUCAGGACAGUCCUGAUUCUUCCACAAGCCCCAGAGUAAAACUACUGGCCAUGGCUGCAGACAAGAGCACAGAGAAGAAGGAAGAGAAGGUCCUGAUCAAGAAACAGAAGACCAGAACCGUGUUCUCUCAGACGCAGCUGUGUGUGCUCAAUGACAGAUUUCAGAGGCAGAAAUACCUCAGCCUCCAGCAAAUGCAAGAACUUUCCAACAUCCUGAACCUUAGCUACAAACAGGUUAAGACCUGGUUCCAGAACCAGAGAAUGAAAUGUAAGAGGUGGCAGAAAAACAACUGGCCGAGGAAUAGCAACACUGUGACUCAGGGCCCAGCAACUACAGAAUACCCGGGCUUCUAUUCCUACCACCAAGGAUGCCUGGCGAACUCUUCCGGAAACCUGCCCAUGUGGGGUAACCAGACCUGGAAUAACCCAACUUGGAGCAACCAGAGCUGGAAUAGUCAGUCCUGGAGCAACCACCCCUGGAACAAUCAGACCUGGUGCCCCCAAGCCUGGAAUAACCAGACUUGGAACAAUCAAUUCAACAACUAUGUUGAGGAAUUCCUGCAGCCCCAGACCCAGUUCCAGCAAAAUUCUCCUGUCAGUGACUUGGAGGCCACCUUGGAAACUGCCGGCGAAAGCUAUAACAUAAUACAGCAAACUGCUAAGUAUUUCAAUUCCCAACAGCAAAUCAUGGAUUUAUUCCCAAAUUACUCUCUGAACAUACAGCCUGAAGAUUUGUAACGAU
This is a messenger RNA of Balaenoptera musculus (blue whale), 1118 nucleotides long. RefSeq names its product Nanog homeobox (gene NANOG). Gene Ontology annotation, biological process: regulation of transcription by RNA polymerase II. The transcript is spliced from 4 exons. The record is from RefSeq and is a predicted model, not a curated record. Lineage: Eukaryota; Metazoa; Chordata; Mammalia; Artiodactyla; Balaenopteridae. Bases 191 to 1114 code for a protein of 307 amino acids. Gene Ontology annotation, molecular function: DNA-binding transcription factor activity, RNA polymerase II-specific; RNA polymerase II cis-regulatory region sequence-specific DNA binding.